ACGGGCCGGAGCUCCCUCCAGUUGCUUUCCCUAGUUAAUUUCUUUGGUAAACAAAAUUGAAGGAUGAGUGAACUGGAACAGUUGAGGCAGGAAGCUGAACAACUGCGGAAUCAGAUUCAGGAUGCUAGGAAAGCGUGUAAUGAUGUGACACUUAUUCAGAUCACAUCAAAUAUGGAUUCCGUGGGUCGAAUACAAAUGCGAACAAGACGUACACUGAGAGGUCACCUAGCUAAAAUCUAUGCUAUGCACUGGGGAUAUGAUUCAAGGCUACUUGUCAGUGCUUCCCAAGAUGGAAAAUUAAUUAUUUGGGAUAGCUAUACAACAAAUAAGAUGCAUGCUAUUCCUUUGAGGUCCUCCUGGGUGAUGACCUGUGCUUAUGCUCCGUCUUGUGAUUAUGUUGCUUGUGGAGGACUGGACAACAUCUGCUCUAUAUAUAACUUAAAAACCAGAGAGGGAAACGUGAGAGUGAGCAGAGAGUUACCGGGUCACACGGGCUACUUGUCCUGCUGUCGUUUCUUAGAUGACAGCCAAAUUGUUACAAGUUCAGGAGAUACAACUAGUGCAUUAUGAGACAUUGAGACUGCUCAGCAGACCACCACAUUCACCGGGCAUUCUGGAGAUGUGAUGAGUCUUUCUCUGAGUCCUGACGUGAGGACUUUUGUUUCUGGUGCUUGUGAUGCCUCUUCCAAAUUAUGGGAUAUUCGAGAUGGAAUAUGUAGACAGUCUUUCACUGGACAUGUGUCAGAUAUUAAUGCUGUCAUUUUUUUCCCUAAUGGAUAUACCUUUGCCACUAGCUCUGAUGACGCCAACUUCUCUUUUGUCCCAGGGGAGCCGGCUGCGGGGACCCGCUCUCAGUCUCCGUCUCAGACCAUACCCUUCCACCACUCUAAUAUCCAGUUCACCACGCACUCUACCCACCCACUCUUCUCCAAAGGACAGAAUCAAAAGCCCCUGUACCUGGAUCUGUGGAGCUAG
Messenger RNA from Manis javanica (Malayan pangolin), 975 nucleotides. NCBI's taxonomy places the organism in Eukaryota, Metazoa, Chordata, Mammalia, Pholidota, Manidae. The record is from RefSeq and is a predicted model, not a curated record.